Molecule: messenger RNA, 1053 nt
Organism: Gopherus evgoodei (Goodes thornscrub tortoise)
Lineage: Eukaryota; Metazoa; Chordata; Testudines; Testudinidae
Product: transmembrane protein 68-like
Exons: 6
Coding region: 1-1053 (350 amino acids)
Cellular component (GO): membrane
Molecular function (GO): acyltransferase activity
Source: RefSeq, a predicted model, not a curated record
AUGGAAGGGAGCGGAAUAGUGGUUGGCUACACGGACCCUUACAAUGACGAGGCUAUGCUGCUGCAACCACCUCGUUGUAAGUUAAGUAAAAGUGAAUCCCAUACUUCAUGGCAGGAAUCAAUGAUUAGCUCAAGCUGGCUGACUUACGUAUUACAAGAAUGGACUGGUGUGGGGUACCACUGUUUAUACUAUAUCAGUCUUAUCUUGUGUGUGUUGCACCUAAUAUUCUUUGCACCUGUUUUAAUUUUUAUAAUCUUUAAUUGCUUUUUAAAUCUUCUCCUGCACAUUUACAAGAGAAAUAAUGGCCUAGAUGAGGAUUUCUCCAGUAAGUCAUGGGACAACGGAAGGUUCAUGGUGGCAUCCAUGUUUAGUAUCUGUGGAAAAUUGUUGUAUGGUUAUGAGCUUCAUGGUAUGGAAAAAAUUCCAGAAGGACCGGGGCUUAUAGUUUAUUACCAUGGAGCCCUUCCUACAGACUACUGCUACUUUAUCUGUAUUCUUUAUAUACAGACGGGAAGACUCUGUUACUCAGUAGUUGAUCACUUAUUUUCUAAGUUACCAGGAAUACAACUGUAUUUAAACCUGUUACCUGGAGUGCACAGUGGAAGAGAUGAAAGUGUUGAAAUUCUGAAGAAAGGCAACUUAUUGAGUGUUGCACCAGGCAGAGUUCGAGAAGCAUUCUGUAGUAAUGAAAACUACAACAUCCUGUGGGGUAAUCACAAAGGCUUUGCUCAAGUGGCCAUAGAUGCAAAAGUGGUGAGUGGUUUCUUGUAUGUGUCUAUAAAUAUGUGUAAUCCACUGAUAAAUGUGUAUUACACAUUGUGGUUCUAUGAACGUUCUCGAUUGCCACUCAUUCCUGUAUAUGGAGGGUUCCCAGUCAAACUUUGCACAUAUGUUGGCGAUCCCAUUCUAUAUGAUCCAAAUAUAAGAGCUACGGAACUAGUUGAAAAGAUAAAGAUUGCCCUUGAAACGCUAAGAGACAGACACCAAAAACUACCAGGAAGUAUACUAAGAGCUCUGUUGGAGCGAUUUGAUAAACAUCAGAAAGAAGACUAG